Messenger RNA from Daucus carota subsp. sativus, 1375 nucleotides. RefSeq names its product gibberellin 2-beta-dioxygenase 2. The transcript has 2 exons. The coding region runs from base 71 to 1183 and encodes 370 amino acids. NCBI's taxonomy places the organism in Eukaryota, Viridiplantae, Streptophyta, Magnoliopsida, Apiales, Apiaceae. The record is from RefSeq and is a predicted model, not a curated record.
ACAAAUCAUAGCAAAUGCAUAUAGUCUUAGCCGUCUACAAUUAAUAAGCCACCUUCUCCAGAAAAAUAAAAUGUCAUCCUCAUCAUCGUCUCAAGAACAAGAUCACCACCACCUCUACCACUACACUCCCACCGCAGCUCCACCACCAACCCCAUCAUCUCACUCUAACCCUAACUCCACGUCAGCACCAAAUAUCGACACUCUCUCCCAGCUUCUCCACCGUCUCCCUUCCUCUCUCUCCCUCUCUCUCCCCAAACGCCGCCCUUCCCCACUCUCGACAACCAUCUCUCCCACCAUCUCUCUCGCUGACCCCUCUCUCGACUUUUCUCGCGCUUUCGAACUGGGGUUUUUUCAGCUAACUGGCCAUAACAUACCUUCGCCGCUCGCUAACCUAGCUCACUCCGACUCUCUCUCGCUCUUUCAUCUCUCUCGGGAAGAAAAACUACGCCACUUUCCGCAGAACUGGCCAUUAGGCCACAACGACGACGACGAUGACGACGAAGAUGCUGACAAGGAGUCCGAGACGUUCUGUUUCGACUCGUCUUGUUACGGUGAGUUAGACGAGUUGAAACUGACGUCGCUACGUGAAUUUACUCAAGAAAUGGAGAAAGUUGGGUUGGAAAUAAUAGAGAGUCUGUCAGGUGCUGUCGGGUUUGAGAACCCGGCCCGGGAUGACCCGACCCGGAUUUGUUCGCUUAUGUGGGUUUCGGAAGAGUUGCCGGGUAAUCAACAGGUUAUGUCGGGUAAAAUGUACCCGUAUGUUAUCGGGUUGCAGUAUCAGUUGAGGGCAAAGAAAAGUACGAUGUUGUCGGAUUCGGGUUGGGUUUCGGUUCCGACCCAGGUCGAGUCAGUGUUGGUUACAUUGGGAGACAUUGCUCAGGUGUGGAGCAACGGAAAGUUAAAGAAAGUAAGAGGAAGACCAAUUCCAAGUUCGGAAAAUGGCAACAACUCUGCCAAGUGCAUAUCUAUGACUCUCUUGCUCACCCUUCCUCUGGACAGCACCGUUUCUACUCUCAUUCCCGGAUCAAUCGAGAGUGGAAAUGACGAAGGAGUUGGCGAUGGUAACGAAAAUUUACCUAAAAACAAGAGGUUGUUCAACUCAUUUUCGUUUGAGGACUACGCUUGGAGGAUGUACCAUGAGCAAAAUGUUGUAAAAGAUCCUCUUGAGAGAUACCGUGCCUGAGAGUUGUUUUACUGAAGUUUUGGCACAUUAAGAUGAAAACGGUUGUGAUUAUGUGGAGUUAAAAAGUUCACUAGGUUAUUUGCUUUUGAAUAUUGUUGCAUUUCAUAAUCAUACGCCUAUAGAAUUUUAUCUAAUGGCAGGAUAUCUUUUGUUAUGUCCUUUGAUGAACCGAAAGGAGAUUUUUGUGGAUUA